Molecule: messenger RNA, 831 nt
Organism: Megachile rotundata (alfalfa leafcutting bee)
Lineage: Eukaryota; Metazoa; Arthropoda; Insecta; Hymenoptera; Megachilidae
Gene: Osi10b
Product: DUF1676 domain-containing protein Osi10b
Cellular component (GO): membrane
Source: RefSeq, a predicted model, not a curated record
AUGGAGCCCACGGAGCCCAUAUUGAACAACGAUGACCCAGCAACGUUCAACGAGGCGUUCGGCUCGUGUUUGGCACGAAAAGAGUUCGGCACUUUGGAGUGCGUUAAUCGUGGCACUCUGAGUGCUCUUCAGUUAUUAAACCAGGAAGAUGAUCUCGAUUUUGGGGAGGUGCAUUUGGAGAGGGCCGAUGGGUACGGUAGAGAGCUUCUCGAUUGGGAUUAUGACCCGAAGGACUUUGGGAAUAUCGUGAAAGCGGCUACCAGGUUGAUGGAACGCAGGAGCUUGAAGUGGAGUCUGGAUAACGUGUAUCCUGGGCUGCAGUUGCGGGCGGGUCCUAUGCUGAAUGGAAAUGGGAUGCUGGAGUUUGUGAUUGAUGAGAGGUCGGCUGGUUUUGCGGACAGACAUGCGGGUCCAGGAAGACAACUCAUGAGACAGCUACUGAUCCCCUUCCUCCUAGGACUCAAAUUCAACCUAGCAGCACUAAUCCCCCUGCUCUUCGGCUUCCUAGUGCUGCUCACAAAGAAAGCGCUAUUGCUAACCAAGAUAGCGCUCUUCAUCAGUGGUCUCCUGGGUUGGAAUUCAUUAUUCUCCUCAGCCUCUGCACCCUAUCCAAAUGGAUUCUACGCGUACAAUCAAGAGCAGCCCGUCGCAGCUUUCCCUCACUUCGAGCAACAGAAUUUUCAUCAUAGACCCUACAGAGGUUUCUACAACGACGAAUUUGAGCCGUACAGUCAGCACGUGAUUAGGGAGGUUGUUGAUGUCUAUGAGAACUCGGAGGACAGGAAGAAUAAACGGAGUGGGAAGAAUUUUGUUUGGGUGAAAAAUAGCUGA